AACACUCCAAUGGAUGAACUCCUCUCUUUGAAGCGGUUUGAAACCCUCUUACCCCGAAAGCUAGAGUUUCAGCUCACUCAAGUCCUUAGCUCACAAGGCAUCAAGAAGACAACCCAGCAGGAAUCUGAAAUGCUUGUGGAGGAAAAAGAUGCUGAAAAAGAUGUCAAAAGGGCUAAAAUUAACACCAAAGAUGACCAUAAGAAAAUAUCUCAAGAUAUCACAGAUAUAUUCAGUAAGAAAGGGAGGAAGAAAUCAAAGAAAAUCAUCAAGCAGCGCAAACAAGAUGAAUACCAGCAAAAAGUUGAGAAGUCUAAACAGGAGAGGGAGGAACAACUACAAAAGUUUGCUGAAAAUAAAAGAGAGAAAAUAAAGCAAGAAAACAUCAAGAGGAAAGCUAAACCUGAGCAGGAAAAGCCAAAAAAACGUGUCAAAGUUAGCGGCAGCCUCCUCGAAUCUGAAGAAUUCAAAACUAUGGUUGGAAAAGCAGGAAUAUCAGCCUGGAAUGAACAAGAAGAUCAUAAAGAUGAGACUACUGAACAAACCAAGCAAACAGUAUCCUCAAUGCUCCAAGAAGAGAACACUAGAAAAAUCAGGGACAAAUACGAUAUGGAAUAUGACAAGGGAAAAGUGAAGAAAAUCCGUAAGAAAGCCAAUCCCUUCAGUAACCCUACCAAUGAGUUCCAAAGGAUCGAGAACAAGGGUCGCAAGAGGUACUUGGAAAAGGAGCAAAAGCGUAGAAGAAUUCUGAAAGAGAAUUCCAAAAACAGUAAAUUCAGAUCAAAAAGAAGAUAACUG
This is a messenger RNA of Moneuplotes crassus, 795 nucleotides long. The record is from the annotation of a GenBank genome assembly. Lineage: Eukaryota; Ciliophora; Spirotrichea; Euplotida; Euplotidae.